CGGUCACACUUCAACCGAGCGCGCAAGUAAAAUUUUGUUUUGUUUGCAACGCUUUUCGAGGACUCACCGACGAUCAUGAAGCGAAUCAAGGACGAGGAUAAGGAAGAGUCGACCGCCCAACCGACUACUCACAAUUCCAGCUCUGGCAGCAACGGUCAUGAUGCCACAUCUCCGGUGUCCACCAUUGUGCCGGCGACCACUUUAUCCGCAACAGUUUCGGAUGCUCCAGGAUCCGGAGCAUUCGUUCGCACGACAGGACGCGUUAAGAAACCGAAGCAGGUGUACGAUCCGUCGGACAACUAUGUGUCCAGGGCUAGCAGUAAUCGUAAUUCACUCGGAGGAACUCCCGGUUCUUCAGCAACUUCCAUCUCAAAUGUCCAGUCACCACCUGCCAAUGCUGGUUCCAAAGAUGCCAGUGAUUCACAGGACUCCACAACCAGCCCGGCCGUUACUGAACAGCAGCAACAACAGGCAGCACAUAAUCGAAACUUCGACACGUGCCAGAAGUGUGCCAAAAGCGAGCCCAAGCGCGGUUCCGGCCACAAGAGCAACUUUCUCACCUGCAAGGGCUGCAUGCAGAAAUGGCACUUUCCGUGUUUGCCGAUCAACUUCCAGAACCAGAGCACAGCUCGCAAAAAGUACAAGUGCGAAAAGUGUCGCUACUGCCAGGUCUGCAAUGUAAGGGGCCAGGAUAUGUCCAUUUGCAGCGCUUGCGUGGAGGCCUACCAUGCGGACUGCAAUGAUCCCACCAUUAAGCAAAGUAAAUCCGUCGAUACUAAUCCCAAGUGGAAGUGCUUUCGAUGCGCAGCCAGCAAUAGCGGUAAUAACACCAGUCCUUCAAGCGAAGAUCAGAUGGCGGUCAAGAAGUCUAGCACGAAUCGCGAGGAGCAGCCGGCUAGGAAAUCCAAUGCUGGUCGCAAGAAGCGCGUCCAGUCCGAACUAACUGGCGAGGAAAAGCCAGCCAAGAUUGAGAAGCUGGGCAAACGCAGUCCGCCCCUAAAUACAGACGAGAAAAAGGAAAAGAAAGAUCAGAAAAAGGAGGAGAAAAAGGAAGAAAAAAAGCAGCACAAGAAGGAAGAGCAGCGGGAAAAACCAGUUGAAAUCAAGGUGGAUAAGGUCGAGGAGGAGUCUAUCGAGAUGGAGUCUAUCCAACGGGAAGCUCAGGAUCAGCCGGAGCCAAAAGUGGAAUCGCUUCCCUCACGACUAUCGCCACCACAACCCGUAGCUGCAGAUAGUCCCGCAGACAUAAAAGUUCAGCCCGUAUCCACCUGGUCCGUGGAACAGGUCGUUGCUUUUGUUGCCAAACACUAUCCAAAUGAGGCGAACGUAUUCCGUUACCAGGACAUCGAUGGUGCGUCCCUGCUGUUGCUCACCCGCCAGGAUGUUAUGAACGGAUUCGGUUUAAAGCUGGGACCGGCGCUGCGCGUCUUCGAACUUGUGAUGUCUCUGCAAAGUCGCUCCGAUGACGUUAGACUCGCAUGGUUCGAGUAGCAUCCCAACCUCUUAGCACAUAAGGUCAACAGUAACUUUAUUCAAUACUCUUCACCUGGAGCCACUGCUCAUCCGUUGGCAACCAAUACAGCUUAUAUUAAGUCUUUUGCCGGAUAGGUUUAUUAGUUCUCCAGUUUUUAAGAUGUUCUUCUUAAGUUUUACCCUUGCAAAUGCACAUACUUUGUAAACGAUAUCUGCUUUAUUUGCAACAAAAAAAUUACUUAAUCGAC
Molecule: messenger RNA, 1721 nt
Organism: Drosophila eugracilis
Lineage: Eukaryota; Metazoa; Arthropoda; Insecta; Diptera; Drosophilidae
Gene: Lint-O
Product: histone-lysine N-methyltransferase 2D
Exons: 3
Coding region: 76-1491 (471 amino acids)
Molecular function (GO): protein binding
Source: RefSeq, a predicted model, not a curated record